CGAAACUGUCAUUUCAAAAGACCAUUGAACGGAUCGGUAGUUGGCCGCAGCGGUACGGAUCGCACGCGUCUGUGAAAACUCGAGAAAAUCCCGCCGAAGCGCCGUGAAAUGCCGAGCGUCCAGUAGAGCGCGAGUUCGAUAAAAAAAAAAAAAAAAAAAAAAAAAACAACAACAAUUUACCACCCGAGUGUUCAGUUCAGUUCAUUAAGAUGACCGAAAAGCAGGUGCUGGUCUUAACCCUCCUGUGCCUGGGUUCGAUUUUUUUCGGAACCGUACGGACUUCCACGGAAUAUAAUCGCUACCUGGCCCAGAUAUUCCAAAAAUACGGCAAUGGCGGGACCAUCAGCUUUGAGGGUCUUGAGCAUUUGAUGUUCAGCUUGAACUUGGGUCAAAUCCAAUUUGACCCCUCACACACGAUCGAUCAGCAUCGACCCAAAGGAUACUCCGACGAGACAGCGCACAGGACCAAUGUCAGUAGUUACUUUGAGCCAGUGCAAGGCUUGAGCACCACCGAUGAGGAAGCUCUGGAGGUGCAAAUCUCUACGCCGUCUAGUAAUCUCUCAAGGCCAGAGACUGCCCCAGAGGUCCCGGAAUUCCUGGAAAUGCACGACCCCAAGCACAGACACCCAAGGGAGAGCUCUGAACCUGUGGCCGCUUGUUUAUCUCCAAAGUCCCUGCUUUCUCUGCUCGUGGACCACAAUGAUCUGCACAAAAACAUUGCCUACACAAAAUUGAUUAGGAAGGAUGGUUCUACUGAUUCCAUGCACAACUCGGAGGAGGAGUACAACGAGUUCAUCAACUCGGUGAGGAUAACACCGAGAGCCUUUAUGAAACUAUGUCCAGCUUUACUGGCUCAAAUCGACAAUGGAGUUUGCAAGCAACCAGCUCCACAAUUGGAAAAUCUCCACGAUAAGAGCCAAAAGAUUUGGUACGCAUGGAUUUAUGCCAGCAUCUCCAUGCUGAUUCUCUCUGCGUGCGGUUUGCUGGGCAUUCUGCUGGUUCCUCUGAUGAAGACAGCCGCCUACCAGGAAGUCCUCAAGUUCCUGGUGUCCAUUGCCGUGGGCACUUUAGCCGGCGAUGCCCUGAUGCACUUGCUCCCCCAUGCUCUCUUCAAGGAGGAGAAACACGAGGUGGAGGUGACUGGCGUUAAUCCCCUGGAAUCGGAUCACAAACAUAGCAACGAGGCUGCCCUGCUCUGUGGUUGCUCCUUCUUGGCGGCCCUCUUCAUGUAUAUGCUGGAGAACCUGAUACCUUUGCUGAAGGGAGGCAAACCAGGUCACGGACAUAGCCACGGACAUGGUCACAGCCACGGCCACGGUCACGGUCACGGCCAUAGUCACAGUCAAACGGAGAAGCCAGCUCCACAGGAUGGAUCCGAUUUUCCAGCUCCUCGAGAACUUAAUGUGAUGCUGCAGGAGGCCAAGUUGGAUGAGAAGACCCCCGAUCGUCCACUCACCCCAGUUGCCUUUAUGGUUAUCAUCGGCGACGGGUUGCACAAUCUCACGGAUGGCCUGGCCAUUGGUGCAGCUUUUGCCAGCGAUCCGGUCACUGGAUUUGCCACAGCCUUUGCAGUCCUCUGCCACGAAUUGCCACACGAGCUAGGUGAUUUCGCUCUGCUCCUCCAAACGGGUGUGUCCAUGCGGAGAGCCGUUUACAUGAACAUUGUGAGCUCCGUUCUCAGCUUCGUGGGCAUGUCCGUGGGUCUUUUCAUUGCCGGAAUCGGUGACGGUAUGACCCAAUGGAUUUAUGCAGCUACCGCUGGUUCCUUCCUUUACAUAGCCUUUGCCGAUCUGGUGCCCACAAUGAGUGUGGCCCACAAUCCGGAGAUGGCCAAAGAUCCUAAGGGUAUUAUUAUACAAAUCAUUGGUAUCCUCCUGGGUGGACUGAUAAUGUUGGUAAUUGCCCUGAAAGAGCACGAUUUGGAGGGUCUGUUCAAGAGCUUUUAAAAACUGUUGGGAAUCUCAAGCAGAUACGAGUGCUGUUUCCGUUUUCCUAUUGUAGAUAUUAGCCUAUAAGCCUGUUUCCUCGAAAUCUCCGAUUAUCUGCCUUCUCUCAAGCAUGCCUUAAAUGUUAAAGAUGAAAUCGUUACCAAAUGUUAAAGUCUGUGGCCACAAAGUGUAAACUUGAUUAAAACAGCACUUUUCCUAGUGUUAUAGAAAUCUCUAGAUUUUAAAAUAUGUUGUUAGGGUGUUUUAAAGACCAAAUUAAAAUAGAGAACUGCUUUCGCCCAAGUAAGAUAAAACCUUUAAAAAAAAGUUUUUAAAAUGACCACAAGUGUUCCAUAGAAUAAAUUCAUUUUGCUAUUGAACGCUGAAUUCAUUACUUUAAAAGUAAAACUUUCCUGAAAUGUAUUCCACAAAAUAAUUUAAGAAGUGUACAUUGUAAAAAAUUUAAUAUUUGUUAAAAUACUUUUUAAAUACGGUUAUGUUUUUGUAACAAAUAAUGACGCUCUUUAUUGAUUUACCUUUAAACACUUAUUGUAUAGUUCUAAAUAUUAAAGAACGUUUUAAGAUAA
Molecule: messenger RNA, 2515 nt
Organism: Drosophila gunungcola (fruit fly)
Lineage: Eukaryota; Metazoa; Arthropoda; Insecta; Diptera; Drosophilidae
Gene: Zip71B
Product: zinc transporter foi
Biological process (GO): zinc ion import across plasma membrane; intracellular zinc ion homeostasis
Cellular component (GO): membrane
Molecular function (GO): zinc ion transmembrane transporter activity
Source: RefSeq, a predicted model, not a curated record